Caenorhabditis elegans is the source of this 2221-nucleotide messenger RNA. RefSeq names its product Nuclear hormone receptor family member nhr-23 (gene nhr-23). Gene Ontology annotation, cellular component: nucleus. Gene Ontology annotation, molecular function: DNA-binding transcription factor activity; sequence-specific DNA binding; zinc ion binding. The record is from RefSeq and is marked reviewed. Lineage: Eukaryota; Metazoa; Nematoda; Chromadorea; Rhabditida; Rhabditidae. Gene Ontology annotation, biological process: regulation of gene expression; intracellular receptor signaling pathway; regulation of DNA-templated transcription. The transcript is spliced from 9 exons. Bases 179 to 1945 code for a protein of 588 amino acids.
AGGUGGUCACUGUCGGUACCAGGUGCAUGUUCUCGCUUCGAUGGUCUUCAAUGCAACAUUUCAAUGGUCAUUUCGAGAGUUUAGCCAAACAACAUCAAAACCAUUUUCACUCAUUUCGAAAAUCUUGAAAAAAGGUUUUUAAGAAGAUCAGGGGUCAAGGCACAUCAGAGCGCAUGGCAUGGCCUGUAAGGUCACUGGCCCAAAUCGGCACCUCACUUCAGUUCUCGAAAUGUCAUCGUUCGUGUACUGGCCUCGAUCGCGACAACAAGCUCACAAUUUUCCGAUGCAAGCUGUAGAGCAGAAGUUGGCUGAUGCAACACGAACUCUUCAUGCAAAGUCAUCUCUUCAACCAUCACUCUCAAUUGAAACUCCAAAAAGCAAGGAAAAUGAUGAAUCUGGAUGCGAGAGUUCAAAUUGCAUGUUUCAUCCGCAUACGAUCAAAUCGGAACCAAAUUUUUGUUUUGCUCGGGAGUUUAAGUCAGUUCCCGAUGAUUUUCGUAUAGGCGGCGGAGAUCUUCAAAUGGGAAACAAUUCCAAAAGAUUGACAUGUGUUAUUGAUACAAAUCGAGUCGAUAUGGCCGGAAUUCUUCCUGAUAAUAUGAGCUUCCGGGGACUUCCCGAAAACAAAUCUCUUCUGGUAUCAGCGCAGAUAGAAGUAAUACCAUGUAAAGUGUGCGGUGACAAGUCGUCUGGCGUUCACUAUGGAGUUAUCACAUGUGAAGGCUGCAAGGGCUUUUUCCGACGCAGUCAAUCAUCCAUCGUCAAUUAUCAGUGUCCGAGACAGAAGAAUUGUGUUGUUGAUAGAGUGAAUCGAAAUCGAUGCCAAUACUGCCGUCUCAAAAAGUGUAUUGAGUUAGGAAUGUCACGGGAUGCAGUUAAAUUUGGACGAAUGUCAAAAAAGCAACGAGAAAAAGUAGAAGAUGAGGUUCGAAUGCAUAAAGAAUUAGCUGCAAAUGGUCUUGGAUACCAAGCAAUUUACGGCGACUAUUCCCCUCCACCAUCCCAUCCCAGUUAUUGCUUUGAUCAAAGUAUGUACGGUCAUUAUCCAUCUGGAACUUCAACACCUGUUAACGGAUAUUCUAUAGCUGUUGCUGCGACUCCUACGACUCCAAUGCCACAGAACAUGUACGGAGCAACACCAUCAUCUACAAAUGGCACACAAUAUGUUGCACAUCAAGCCACUGGAGGAAGCUUCCCAUCGCCACAAGUUCCAGAAGAAGACGUUGCCACUCGCGUUAUCAGAGCUUUCAAUCAGCAGCACAGUUCCUAUACAACACAACAUGGAGUUUGUAACGUGGAUCCUGAUUGUAUUCCUCAUUUGAGUCGAGCUGGUGGUUGGGAGCUCUUCGCUAGGGAGCUCAAUCCGCUUAUUCAAGCAAUUAUUGAGUUUGCCAAAAGUAUUGAUGGAUUUAUGAAUCUUCCGCAAGAAACACAGAUUCAAUUGCUGAAGGGAAGCGUUUUUGAGUUAUCACUCGUUUUUGCUGCUAUGUAUUACAAUGUAGACGCGCAGGCAGUGUGCGGUGAAAGGUAUUCUGUUCCAUUUGCAUGCUUGAUUGCCGAAGAUGAUGCCGAGAUGCAAUUGAUCGUUGAAGUUAAUAACACUCUUCAAGAAAUUGUUCAUUUACAACCGCAUCAAUCCGAAUUAGCUCUUCUUGCCGCUGGACUUAUUCUGGAGCAAGUGUCUUCUUCUCAUGGAAUUGGGAUUCUUGACACUGCGACGAUUGCCACUGCAGAAACACUGAAGAACGCGUUGUACCAAAGUGUCAUGCCAAGAAUUGGAUGCAUGGAAGACACGAUUCACCGAAUUCAAGAUGUUGAGACAAGAAUCAGACAAACAGCUCGUUUGCAUCAAGAGGCUCUUCAAAACUUCCGAAUGUCUGAUCCAACAUCAUCUGAAAAGCUUCCUGCCCUCUACAAAGAGCUAUUCACUGCAGAUCGGCCUUGACUGAAUCCAUAUAUCAUCAAUAGUUUUAUCCAUGCUCUCCUUCCCUAUCCCCGUCCAUGAAUCUCGUUUCCUCCGGUUAUUUGUACAAUAAGAGUAGACCAAAGCGCCGUUUGAACCCAACGACACCAUUUUCUUUCCUUCUGUGAUUUCCUUUCCCGACAUUCCCCCCAAAACCCCAGUCGUUUCCAUGUUUUAUCAGAAAAUUAAUAGAAAAAUAAUUGUAGUCGUCUGUUGCAGGAGAGUUCCUCAUUCUUUCUCUCCUUUUCCUGUUUUUAA